Molecule: messenger RNA, 1002 nt
Organism: Pochonia chlamydosporia 170
Lineage: Eukaryota; Fungi; Ascomycota; Sordariomycetes; Hypocreales; Clavicipitaceae
Product: protein CapI
Exons: 1
Coding region: 1-1002 (333 amino acids)
Source: RefSeq, a predicted model, not a curated record
AUGACAGUCAUUACUAGACCUGCAGCUGCGUACGCCAAGCCCCGAGGAGAAAUACUGGUGACGGGCGGUGCAGGAUUCAUUGGCUCGAACCUAGUCGACGCUCUUCUAGCAGAAGGUUGUUGGAAAGUUGUAGUUGUCGACAACUUUGACGAUUUCUACUCCCCCGAGACAAAACGUGCCAACAUUGUCGCCCAUCUUACGAACCCAAACUUCAGACUUUACCAAGUAGACAUACGAGAUGCAAACGCCCUGCGUGCCGUUUUCACGGAGAACAGGUUGACCGCCGUGGUGCAUCUGGCAUCGCGUGCCGGUGUGCGGGAGUCCCUCCGCGACCCGGGUUCAUACGUGGACACCAACGUCACGGGUACAUUGAAUCUGCUGGAGUGUGCCAAAGACUUUGGUGUUUCUCAGUUUCUGUUUGGCUCUUCAUCGAGCGUCUACGGUACAGGCGCAAAAGUUCCGUUCUCCGAAGACUGCAAGACAUCGCGGCCCAUUUCGCCCUACGCUGCGUCAAAGACGGCCGCCGAACUGCUGUGUCACACGUACUCUCAUCUCUAUGGCAUUAGAUGUCUCUGCCUACGAUUCUUUACCGUCUAUGGGCCUCGCCAGCGCCCCGACCUGGCCAUUUAUAAAUUUGCCAAGCUGAUUUGUCAUGGCAAGCCGAUCCCCGUGUUUGGCGAUGGGACCACCCGUCGAGACUAUACGUAUGUCGACAACAUCAUCCAGGGGAUACGGGCUGCAAUCGACUACGAAGGAUCCAUGUAUGAAGUGAUCAAUCUGGGGGAGUCGCAGACAAUCGAACUGCGCGAAUUAAUUAGCCUUCUCGAGGAGAGUUUGGGGAGGAAGGCCGCCCUGGAUCAGCGAGAGCUCCAGCCAGGUGACAUGUCAAUCACGUUUGCAAACAUUUCGAAAGCAAGCUCAUUGCUUGGGUAUAAGCCCAAGACGAACAUUCAAAAUGGAAUCCCAAAGUUUGUUUUGUGGUUUCUAAGUUCAGAGUAUUGA